UAGACGUCAGAUCAGCAAAAAACAGGGCAAGUGUUUAAAAUAAUCUCUGUUUUGAAAGCUUCCUGCCUUUCUGUCACAAUAUUAACCUUCCGCAAGGAAACCACCCAACUGACCUUCUCCCAGGGUUGGCUUCUGGACUCUUAUUUUCUUGGCCAUGGCUACUUCUGAUAUCCAAGUGAAGGAGCUGGAGAAGCGAGCCUCUGGGCAGGCCUUUGAGCUGAUCCUCAGCCCCCCCUCGAAAGAGGCUGUGGCAGAAUUCCCUCUGUCUCCCCCAAAGAAGAAGGAUGUGUCAUUGGAAGAGAUCCAGAAGAAGCUGGAAGCAGCAGAGGAGAGACGCAAGUCCCACGAGGCAGAAGUGCUGAAGCAGCUGGCAGAGAAGCGGGAGCAUGAGAAGGAGGUGCUGCAGAAAGCCAUCGAGGAGAACAACAACUUCAGCAAAAUGGCAGAGGAGAAGCUGACCCACAAAAUGGAAGCCAACAAAGAGAACCGUGAGGCACAAAUGGCUGCCAAGCUGGAGCGCUUGCGGGAGAAGGACAAGCAUGUGGAAGAGGUUCGAAAGAACAAAGAAGGGAAAGACCCCGGCGAGGCCGAGACCGACUGACUCCGUUCUGGAAACUGACUCUCCCCCUCCUCCAAAUAUCCAAAGACUGUACUGGCCAGUGGUUUUAUCUUUGGUUUUGGUUCGGUUAUAUAUUUGGUUUUUAAGUUUCUUAGAAACUGAUGUAGAACUGUAAAAUUAGAUUCAAACUGUACACUUGCUUUGGGGGCUAGAGGGGAGACCUUCCAUGUGUCACUUUUCUAAAGUGUUGUCUUUUCCAGUGUAGCUUUUUCUUCUUGUUGCAUCCUUUUCUACGCCAGUGCCCUCGCUCCUGGGUUGAUGGCGGGUACUGUAUCAGCUCUGUAAGACCUUUGUGCAAGGAAUCUGUAGUAACUGUUCCAUGCUGAAUAUCUGUUACACUUCAAACAAAAAUCUCUGACUGUCCCAGUCUGCUAAAAUACUGCUGUAACCGAGUGACUCAAUAAAGCUGCACAGUGCUGUUA
This is a messenger RNA of Corvus hawaiiensis (hawaiian crow), 1041 nucleotides long. RefSeq names its product stathmin 1 (gene STMN1). The record is from RefSeq and is a predicted model, not a curated record. The coding region runs from base 155 to 601 and encodes 148 amino acids. NCBI's taxonomy places the organism in Eukaryota, Metazoa, Chordata, Aves, Passeriformes, Corvidae. Gene Ontology annotation, cellular component: cytoplasm; neuron projection. Gene Ontology annotation, molecular function: tubulin binding. The transcript is spliced from 5 exons. Gene Ontology annotation, biological process: regulation of microtubule polymerization or depolymerization; neuron projection development; microtubule depolymerization.